AUGCCUAUGGAACCUCCACCGCGACCGUCGAGCUCGCUCUUCGAUGUUUACUUGCGCCUGCGCCCGUCUAAAGCUGGCGAUCGCUUUCUUACCGUCGAGGAUGGCGAAGCCAGCCACCCCACUCACAUAACUAUCAAACCACCUACCGAUGAUAAGCGCAAGAGAGCUGUCGAGCGAUUUGCGUUUACGCAGGUGUUUGAGGAAGAGGCGCGACAAAAGGAACUGUUCAAGGGCAUUGGCGUGAUCCCUAUGAUUGAGGGCGUGCUCGGCGCUCCAGGACAUCAUGGACGAGAUGGAUUACUCGCAACUCUGGGCGUUACCGGCUCUGGCAAGAGUCAUACAAUUCUCGGAACAAAGUCACAACGAGGCCUGACACAGAUGGCGCUCGACGUACUCUUCCAAUCCACCGGAGAGCAGUUGGUUCAGUCCUUUUACGGCGCACCAGCUUUCACAUCCCUCGCCGCGGCCGAUGUAUCAGAAGCGCACAUUUUCACGGCAACCGCCUUCCUAGAUUCUCUGUACGGCGACAACCAGUCCGAAGCGCGCUUCUCCCGGGCGCAAACACCCAUGGCGGAUGCGUGGCAUUCUAUCCUCCAAGCCACCUUCUCCACCCGCGCAAGUGCGGCCAUACACUCGAUUCGUCCCGUGAAUGGCGCUCUUCAAAGCAUUACCCGAGGUGUCUCGAAUACAGGCUUACCCGAGAAAAAGGACUGCAGUUCAUUCAUAACGAAUGGCGGAUCGCGCUCGAACAAGAUACCUAGACCCUCUGCGCUACCGCAGUCGCCGAGCGUUCACGAUAUCGAUCUACCCAUUGACGAGACCGCCGAGUAUGCGAUCGUAAUCUCCAUGUACGAAGUGUACAAUGACCGUAUAUUCGAUCUCUUGACCGGAAGCGCAACGAAGAGCAAGCAUCCGAAUCUGAAGCGACGGGCGUUGUUAUUCAAGAGCACGGAACAGAGUCCGGACCGCAAGGUCGUGGCUGGUCUUACGAAGAUCAUUUGUGGAAGCUUUGAAGAGGCGCUCAUGGUGCUCGAGACUGGACUCAUGGAGCGCAAGGUAGCAGGCACCGGAAGCAACGCCGUCAGCUCGCGGAGUCAUGGUUUCUUCUGCGUAGAGGUCAAGAAGCGCGAUAUGCAGCGCAAAGGACCCUGGUCAAGCAGCACGCUCACCAUCGUUGACUUGGCUGGGUCUGAGCGUGCACGAAACGCGAAGACGGCUGGCGAGACACUGGCAGAGGCUGGUAAGAUUAACGAGUCCCUCAUGUAUCUCGGUCAGUGCAUGCAGAUGCAGUCCGACCAUCAAGCAGGCUCACGAAACGUCGUACCCUUCCGCCAAUGCAAACUCACAGAGCUCCUCUUCUCCAACUCAUUCCCUUCGUCCAACCGCACAACCCACCACCACCACCCUCAGAAAUCCAUCAUGGUCGUCACCGCCGACCCCAAAGGCGACUUCAAUGCCACCUCCCAGAUCCUCCGGUACUCCGCGCUCGCCCGCGAAGUCACCGUCCCGCGCAUCCCCUCUACCACCUCAACACAUAUCCUUGCAACGGGCCCUUCAAAGUCCACAGGCACCUCCUCAGGCCGGACCACACCCUCCGCCAUCGUUGAAGAGAUGGACGCUGCUAACGCAGAGAUCGCCCGCCUAACCGCCGAAGUCGAGAUCUUCGCCCUGCGCCUCGUAGAAGAAACCGCCCGCAGGAAAGCAGCAGAAGCCUCCUGGCGCGCAGCCGAAGACUACAUGCAAGAUCUCGAGCAAGAAAUCCGCGAUGAGUGCUUCGCCGACAUGGAAUCCGCCGUCGCCGCAGAGCGCCGGCGAUGGCAAUCCGCGCUGGACAACGAGCAAGACUCACAGGCGCAACAUCUUGAUUCUAAGAUUGAUGUCGUUAUCAAGGCGACUAAGGCGCAGAUGCGGGAUGAGAUUAAGGUGUAUGAGGACCCUGACCCUGCGCUGAGAGAUCGGGUGGAUGAGCUAGAGAGGGUAAACGAGGUGUUGAUGGCGAGAUUGGAGGCUAAGGAGCGCGAAGGACAGCUGAGGAGUUCGAGUCCGGUGAAGAAGAUGAGGGUGCUUAAGGCGAAGAAGUGGGAGGAUCCUGAGAGUGGGAUGGGGAUAGGGCUUGAGGACUAG
Molecule: messenger RNA, 2124 nt
Organism: Didymosphaeria variabile
Lineage: Eukaryota; Fungi; Ascomycota; Dothideomycetes; Pleosporales; Didymosphaeriaceae
Exons: 4
Coding region: 1-2124 (707 amino acids)
Biological process (GO): microtubule-based movement
Cellular component (GO): kinesin complex; nucleus; microtubule
Molecular function (GO): ATP hydrolysis activity; ATP binding; microtubule binding
Source: RefSeq, a predicted model, not a curated record